AUGUCCACUACUCAGCAUCCCGAAAUCUGCUGGGCCCAAAGGUCCCAUGUAUCAGAUCCGGAAAAGAACUUAUUAUAUCUCACCAUAGUCGCUACAGAUGUGCCAAAAGAGUCCAUGAAGAUGGAAAUUAAUACACAAAGCAUCUCUUUCACUGGCGAGAACCCAAAGACCAAGAUCAAUUAUAAAUUUCAGAUUGAACUAUACGAAGAAAUCGACACAGAUCAUACCAAGACUCUGCACACCUCGAGGAGUGUUCAGUUGACCCUACGAAAGAAAAAAGUUGCACAAGAAUAUUGGCCACGAUUAACCAAAGACUCCAAAAAAAACGCAUCCAUUAAGACCGACUUUGACAAGUGGGUCGAUGAGGAUUCACAAGAGGAAGCCUCAGCCGAUUUAGGUGAAGGAUUUGAUGACAUGGGCGGUAUGGGUGGCAUGGGAGGUAUGGGUGGUAUGGGUGGCAUGGGUGGCAUGGGUGGCAUGCCUGGAAUGGGUGAUAUGAGUUCCCUCAUGGGCGGUGGCGAUCUUUCGAAUAUGGAUCUCUCUGGUCUCGGAGGUGACGAAGAUGACGAGGCUGAAGAUGCUGACAUGCCGGAACUUGAAGACGAAAAAGAUGAAGCGCCUGCAGAUGAGAAACCAACGUCAAGCAAAGACAAAAUCACAGAAGUGUCCUAG
This is a messenger RNA of Blumeria graminis f. sp. triticale, 672 nucleotides long. NCBI's taxonomy places the organism in Eukaryota, Fungi, Ascomycota, Leotiomycetes, Helotiales, Erysiphaceae. The record is from the annotation of a GenBank genome assembly.